AUGCCGUCCUCUGCUUUCAUUGAUAUUGAUCCAUGGAGAACCAGCAUUUAUUCCGUGACGUUUCUCGUACUGGCACUUUCCAUCGUUGUCUCGACUCAGAAGGGCUCGAUACAGCUCAACUCGGUGUAUCGUCGAUUCUUCUUGACGAAUCAAUUGGGCAAUGCCAGUCCUGCUGCAGACCCAGCAGAGACCACGCAUAUAAAGCCCGCACGGCGGCCGAUCACGACCGACAUUGAUAGAGAAAGACAGCUCUAUCAUAUCCUUCAGAAUCCCGAACGUCAUCCUGACGCUUUACGGCGUGCAGAGCGAUAUACCGCUCAUCGACUCUCACAGGCCUUGCACUUUAAGCAUGGCAUCUGGCAGCUUCCUGACACCUUCGAUCGGCAUUCACUCGAGACAUUCCUAGCAAAUGGUCACGACAACAAUGUCCAUAAGUACGAAGAGUAUUGCCAGCGUCGGCGGCAGGGUGCUGGUCGUGAAUUGUUCAAAGCAGAUGGAAGCACUGGCUCAAGGACAGACAAGGAGAAGGACAAGGCUUUUGCAGAGUGGUGGCUUAGGCAAUCCACUCCUGUCAAGUUUGUUGAUGGUGCCUGGUUGUCAAGGAUCAUGUGCGUUCCCGUCCAGAACGGUGUUGAACGUGAGGUUCGUCGUGGUGCAUGGCAAGUCAUGUCUGAGGAACUCGGUGAUGGCGCCAUGGAGAUGAACCACAUAGCUAUCUACGCUGAUCUCGUCAAGACUUUGCCGAACCCCAUCACGAACUCCGGAGAUGAAGCUUCCUUCAUUGCACCGGAUAUGGAUCUUGACGAUCCCCGUGUCUGGAGGGCUGCCACAACGCAAUUAGCUCUGGGAAUCUGUGCUGCAGAGUGCGAACUUCUUCCCGAGGUCCUAGGUUUUAACAUGGCAUAUGAGGAUCUCCCUCUUCAUCUCCUCUUGACCACGCACGAGCUCCGUGAGUUGGGGUUGGAAGAUAAGUACUUCACUCUUCAUGUGUCUAUCGACAAUGCAUCCUCGGGGCACGCUGCCAUGGGACGUGAAGUUGUCUGUCGCUACCUUGAAAGUUUACCUGAAGGCACGGAGCGUGAGCAAGGCUGGAAGCGUGUCCGCGCUGGAUAUACAUUGGCCGAAAUGCUUCCUACCACGCCUGAGCGUGACAGCAUUACCGAGAAGCUUGUCAAGAUCCUGGGUGAGAAAGCUGAAAAGGGCGCUGGAGGCGUUCAUUGCCGCUCAACUGUCAAAAUUGGAGGCAAGACCAUUCGCGACUGGCUUUGUCCUGAGGAUGCCGUCCAGGGGUGCCCACCCGAGAGUUCUACAGCCGCGCAUUUCCGUGCAUUCCUGAGAGCCUUGAUCGAUAGCCGCUGGGUUAUCCCAGGAGAUCCGCAGAGUAGCCGCCUGUGUAAAGAACUAGAGUGGGGAGGCAGGAUGUUUGGUGCAUUCUCUGGCCGUGAGACGCAGGUGUUGACGACCUGGGUUGAAGGGUUGAUUACUGAAUCAGACAAGCCUGCGUUUGAGGAUGCGGUUAUGCCGAAGUACAACGCAGAGGUGGGCAUUACUAGAGCAAACCCACCAAAGGAACGUGGUAUUGGAAAGGCAGAGCUGAACAAGCUCUAUCCCAAUCUUCUGGGUGUAUCUUGCUCGACUGUCAACGAGCUCAUGUCCACCACCUCCGUGCCGCAGUCUGUCGUCCCUUCCACCAUGGCAGCUGCCACCCGCCUCCUCGAAAUGUGGCCGACUAUCCCUGCGAAGUGCGCUAGUGAUGUUGGCAUGUCUGCUGUCCGUGUUCUUCGUGCUAUAUACGGGUUUGAGGACGUAGAAGGGCGUUGUGCCGGCAUGGACGAGGUUCUCGAGCCUUUCAGUCAAGGAUUGGCAUUCAAUGCCAUGCACUUCCGACGUGAUAGCGGCGUGGAGGUUGAGACCGAGAAGUCAGCGCCAGGCCAUGCAUCUGAGGUGGAGAAGGUGCUUAUCGGCAUCUCGAGGAAGCCCGAAGAAAUGUGUGCAAUAACUUGGGGAUUGACGCUGUUCUUCUCUACAAAAAUGUGGCCCUAUCACACUUCCGAGAAAGAGAUUGUAGAGCGAGUUCAGAAGGAGUGUGUUGAGAUUAUUAAUAAGGAGCGUGAAAGAGACGGGUGGUGGCAGGACGUCUGUAGCGGGUGGAGCCUUGCUGGACACUUAUGCGAUAGUACAUUUGAUAUGGUACAGGCUUAG
This is a messenger RNA of Saitoella complicata NRRL Y-17804, 2202 nucleotides long. RefSeq lists its product as uncharacterized. Lineage: Eukaryota; Fungi; Ascomycota; Saitoellomycetes; Saitoellales; Saitoellaceae. The transcript has a single exon. The record is from RefSeq and is a predicted model, not a curated record. Bases 1 to 2202 code for a protein of 733 amino acids.